CUCAUAAUUCACUAUCAACCCUAAACAACAACAUUUGCACCACCACCACCACCACCGCUGAAACCUACCUUUUUCUCCGGCGAAAAUGGCCGCCGCUAGCAUUGAGGAUAUCCGCCGGGCUCAACGGGCGGAGGGCCCCGCCACCAUCCUCGCCAUCGGGACCGCUACUCCCGCGAACUGCGUCGAACAGACCGAGUACCCUGAUUUCUAUUUUCGCAUCACUAAUAGCGAACAUAUGACCGAUCUUAAGGAAAAAUUUCAGCGCAUGUGCGAGAAAUCGCAGAUAAAGAAGCGGUACAUGCACUUGACGGAAGAAAUACUGAAGGAGAAUCCGAACAUGUGCGCGUACAUGGCACCUUCUCUUGACGCGCGUCAGGACAUAGUUGUGGUGGAGGUCCCGAAGCUCGGGAAAGAAGCUGCACAGAAGGCCAUAAAAGAAUGGGGUCAGCCGAAAUCAAAGAUCACCCACCUCGUUUUCUGCACCACCAGCGGCGUCGAUAUGCCCGGCUGCGACUACCAGCUGACCAAACUCCUCGGCCUCCGCCCCUCCGUCAAACGUUUCAUGAUGUACCAGCAGGGCUGCUUCGCCGGCGGCACUGUUCUCCGCAUGGCCAAGGAUCUCGCCGAGAACAACGCCGGCGCUAGGGUUUUGGUUGUUUGCUCUGAAAUCACCGCCGUCACUUUCCGGGGACCCAACGGCAGCCACCUCGACAGCCUCGUCGGACAGGCUUUGUUCGGUGACGGCGCCGCCGCCGUCAUUGUCGGCUCCGACCCGGUGGUCGGAGUUGAGAGGCCGCUGUUCCAGCUCGUCUCGGCGGCGCAGACGCUUCUGCCGGACAGCCACGGCGCCAUCGACGGGCACCUCCGGGAAGUGGGUUUAACUUUCCACCUACUGAAAGAUGUUCCAGGCCUGAUUUCGAAGCACAUCGGAAAAAGCUUGAAGGAGGCGUUUGAUCCACUGGGAAUCUCCGACUGGAACUCCAUUUUCUGGAUAGCUCACCCCGGCGGUCCGGCGAUUCUUGACCAGGUGGAGUCAACUCUAGCACUCAAGCCGGAGAAACUCCGGUCGACAAGGCACGUGCUGAGCGAGUACGGGAACAUGUCGAGCGCGUGCGUGCUAUUCAUACUGGACGAAAUGAGGAAGUCAUCCGCCAAGGAGGGGAUGAGCACCACCGGAGAAGGGCUGAACUGGGGUGUGCUUUUCGGGUUCGGGCCGGGCCUGACGGUGGAGACGGUGGUUCUGCACAGCGUCGCUAUCAACUGAGAAGAAUGAGUGGUCCUGUUUUCUAGUUUAAAUGAAUAUGUUGUAUUAUUAAUUUAUUAUGCUUUUCAUUAUUCUCUAUUUUCUUUUUAUUUUUAUUUUUAUUUUUAUUUUUAUAUAUAUAUUUAUGUAUGAUAAUUUACUGGAUUGGGAGUGACUAGUCGAUAUUGGAAUAACAAAGAAUAACGCAUCAAUGUUUGUUAAGGUGUGGUAUAUUAUUU
Messenger RNA from Erythranthe guttata (spotted monkey flower), 1482 nucleotides. Its product is annotated as chalcone synthase. NCBI's taxonomy places the organism in Eukaryota, Viridiplantae, Streptophyta, Magnoliopsida, Lamiales, Phrymaceae. Gene Ontology annotation, biological process: polyketide biosynthetic process. The record is from RefSeq and is a predicted model, not a curated record. Gene Ontology annotation, molecular function: acyltransferase activity, transferring groups other than amino-acyl groups.